UGAUAACAGUAUCGCAAGAUGCUGGGAGGGCUCAAGGACAAGCUGACAGGGAAAAAUGCAAAUAAGAUCAAAGGCACGGCUGUGCUGAUGAGCCGAAAAAUACUGGACCCAAGGGACUUCACUGCCUCACUCUUCGACAACAUCCAAGAGCUCGUUGGCAACAGCAUCACCUGCCAACUUGUCAGUGCCACUGUCACCGAUCCAAACAAUGGGGGCAGGGGCAUUGUUGGAUCAGAGGCAAAGAUGGAGCAAGGGUUGUCAAACUUACCAUCGCUAACACAUGCAGAAUCCAACUUCAAGGUAAGGUUCGACUGGGACAUGGACAAGCAUGGUGUGCCAGGAGCCAUCAUUGUCAAGAACCACCACAGCACCAAGUUUUUCCUCAAGACCAUCAUCCUCAACGAUGUCCCUGGCUGUGGCACUAUUGUGUUUGUUGCCAACUCCUGGAUCUACCCUCUUGAAAAGUACCACUACAACCGUAUCUUCUUUGCAAACAAUUCCUACCUGCCCAGUCAAAUGCCAAAGGCACUGAGUCCAUACCGUGAGGAUGAACUCCGGUACCUCAGAGGGGAAGAUAGGCAAGGGCCAUAUCAAGAGCAUGACCGCAUAUACCGCUAUGACGUCUACAAUGACCUCGGUGAGCCUGACCGGGACAACCCACGCCCUGUUCUAGGCGGCUCACAGAAGCACCCGUACCCGCGCCGUGGUCGCACUGGCAGGAGUCCAACUAAAAAGGAUCCAAACUCAGAAAGCAGAUUAUCCUUGCUGGACCAAAUCUACUUGCCAAGCGACGAGCGCUUCGCGCGCCUCAAGAUGUCGGACUUUGCUGGGCACUCACUCAAGGCCAUUGUUCAGGGAAUCUUGCCUGCCAUCCGCACAUAUGUUGAUCUCACGCCUGGUGAGUUUGACUCGUUCGAGGACAUUAUGAAGCUCUACAAGGGUGGCCUGAAGCUGCCCAACAUCCCAGCACUAGAGGAGCUGCGCAAGAACUUCCCGGUCCAGCUUAUCAAGGACCUGCUCCCAGUUGGAGGCAGCUACCUGCACAAACUCCCCAAACCUGAUAUUAUCAAAGAGAAUGAGGUUGCUUGGAGGACGGAUGAGGAGUUUGCACGAGAGAUUCUUGCUGGUCUGAACCCCAUGGUCAUCAGGCGUCUCACGGAAUUUCCACCAAAAAGUACUCUUGAUCCUAGCAAGUAUGGUGACCAGACUAGCACAAUCACCCCAGCUCACAUUGAGAAGAACCUCGAAGGCCUUAGCGUGCAACAGGCAUUGGAUAACAACAGGCUCUACAUUCUGGAUCAUCAUGAUAAUUUCAUGCCAUUCCUCAUUGAAAUUAACAGCCUAGAUGGUAUUUUCACCUAUGCCACAAGGACUCUGUUGUUCUUACGUGGUGAUGAUACCCUGAAGCCGCUAGCAAUUGAACUGAGCUUGCCACACAUUGAGGGCAACCUGACAACCGCAAAGAGCAAGGUCUAUACACCUGCAUCGAGUGGCACCGAGUCUUGGGUGUGGCAGCUGGCCAAGGCUUAUGUUGCUGUCAACGACUCUGGUUGGCACCAGCUAAUCAGCCACUGGCUGAACACACAUGCUGUGAUGGAACCCUUUGUGAUCGCUACCAACCGGCAGCUCAGUGUGGCACACCCCUUGUACAAGAUCCUCCAGCCACACUAUCGCGACACUAUGACAAUCAAUGCAUUGGCACGGCAGACACUCAUCAACGCCGGUGGCAUCUUCGAACAAACUGUCUUUCCUGGCAAACAUGCACUGGCAAUGUCUUCUGCAGUUUACAGGAGCUGGAAUUUCACAGAACAGGGCCUUCCGGAUGAUCUAAUCAAGAGAGGCAUUGCCAUCAAGGACCCAUCCAGCCCAUCCAAGGUGCAGUUGCUGAUCAAGGACUACCCUUAUGCAACAGAUGGCCUGGAGGUCUGGCAAGCGAUUGAGCAGUGGGUCACUGAGUACUGUGCCAUCUACUACCCGAAUGAUGGUGUUCUCCAGGGCGACGUGGAGUUGCAGGCAUGGUGGAAGGAGGUGCGGGAAGUCGGGCAUGGCGAUCUCAAGGAUGCGGAUUGGUGGCCCAAGAUGCAAACCGUGCCCGAGCUCACCAAGGCCUGCACCACAAUCAUCUGGAUAGCAUCAGCACUCCAUGCAGCCGUCAACUUCGGGCAGUACCCUUACGCGGGCUAUCUUCCAAACCGUCCGACUGUGAGCCGGCGGCCAAUGCCUGAUCCUGGUUCCAAGGAGUACACAGAGCUGGAGCAGAACCCAGAGAAGUUCUUCAUCCGCACCAUCACCAGCCAGUUCCAAACAAUCCUCGGCAUCUCGCUCAUCGAGGUUCUAUCACAGCAUUCAUCGGAUGAGAUCUAUCUUGGGCAGCGUGACACGCCUGAGUGGACAUCAGACCUCAAGGCGCUGGAGGCUUUCAAGAGAUUCAGCAGGAAGCUGGUGGAGAUUGAGAGCAAAGUGUUGAGCAUGAACAAGGACCCCCGGCUCAAGAACCGGGUUGGUCCAGCCAACUUCCCCUACACGCUGCUGUUCCCCAACACGUCGGAUAACAAGGGGGCGGCAGCCGGGAUCACAGCCAGGGGCAUCCCCAACAGCAUCUCAAUAUGAGAUUGCUGCAUGUGCCAUGCGUUGGUGUAGGUUUGUGGCUGUGUUAAUUAGGUCCUAGGGUACAAGCAAGGAAGCUACUUAGUACUAUUUGCUAGUGCGCACGAAUAAAGCUU
Messenger RNA from Oryza brachyantha (malo sina), 2723 nucleotides. Its product is annotated as linoleate 9S-lipoxygenase 1. Gene Ontology annotation, molecular function: oxidoreductase activity, acting on single donors with incorporation of molecular oxygen, incorporation of two atoms of oxygen; protein binding; metal ion binding. The record is from RefSeq and is a predicted model, not a curated record. Bases 19 to 2610 code for a protein of 863 amino acids. NCBI's taxonomy places the organism in Eukaryota, Viridiplantae, Streptophyta, Magnoliopsida, Poales, Poaceae. Gene Ontology annotation, biological process: lipid oxidation. The transcript has 9 exons.